AUGCGCUUGAGUGUGCCGCCGAAGUACGCGGCCGACUGGCUCGCCGGCGUGACGGAGACACUGGACGGGAUGCUCAUGCGAUACGUAUCGCAGAUGGGCGGCGUGCUCCUCGCGCACUGGAACCACGAGGUGAUGGACGACACGGUCAAGAUUGUCAACGAGUGCCCGUACGGCGUGUGCGAGGUGUCAUUCCACUCGAUCAUCUGGGCGCCUGUGGUGGGGCAAGUGCUGUACGGCACCCACUCGCUCUCCUCCCCAUCCCAUCUUUCGCUCCUGUUCGCCAAGACGUUCAACGUCUCCAUCCCCCUCCAGCACAUCCCGCGCGACAAGUACGAGUUCGAGCACGCCGACCUGGCCGAGGAGGAUUACUCGAGCGACGAGGAGGACGAGGGCGUGCACGAAGUCGGGAGGUGGAAGGAGGGGGACAAGGUCCUGGGCGAGGGCGGUGAGCGAGUCGCGUUCACCGUUAUUGGGUUGCACGUCACCAACCAGAUGCUCAGCCUUACGGGGUCGCUCUUGGAUGACCCAAGCAAGCCGCAGGCGCUGCCAGAAACCGCGCGCCGCAGCCCGUCUCCCGACAUCCUGGUCAUGCCCAAACGCACGGCACGCACGCCACGCACGCCGCACACCCCGAAGACCGCGGCCGGUGCCGAAACGCAGAAGACAGCGCCUGCAGCGCCAGAGACGCCCGCGAUUGACGAGAGCAAACUCUCUGCGCGUGAGCUGAAGAAGCUGCGCAAGGAGCAGGAGAAGGCGAAGCGUGACGCGCGCAAGGCGCGCAAGGCAGACGGCGAGGGCGAGGACGAGUCGAGCUUGAAACGCAAGGCCGACGAGGAGGAGGGGCCACGGAAGAAGCGCAAGUAG
Molecule: messenger RNA, 864 nt
Organism: Cutaneotrichosporon oleaginosum
Lineage: Eukaryota; Fungi; Basidiomycota; Tremellomycetes; Trichosporonales; Trichosporonaceae
Biological process (GO): DNA-templated transcription initiation
Cellular component (GO): RNA polymerase I complex
Source: RefSeq, a predicted model, not a curated record